Messenger RNA from Trametes versicolor FP-101664 SS1, 1485 nucleotides. RefSeq names its product serine carboxypeptidase. The record is from RefSeq and is a predicted model, not a curated record. NCBI's taxonomy places the organism in Eukaryota, Fungi, Basidiomycota, Agaricomycetes, Polyporales, Polyporaceae. The transcript is spliced from 14 exons. Bases 1 to 1485 code for a protein of 494 amino acids. Gene Ontology annotation, biological process: proteolysis. Gene Ontology annotation, molecular function: serine-type carboxypeptidase activity. Gene Ontology annotation, cellular component: fungal-type vacuole.
AUGGCCGACAAUGCAGUUCGGAGAUCGCUCCAGCCCACAUCAUAUCGACAGUGUAUAUAUACUGCGCCCACCGACACGGCCGCAGGGUUAGCCGCGCUUGUCUCCGCGCUCUCGGUGCUCUCUGGCGUAUUUGGGAACACUGUCGCGCAUAGGGCAUUGGCUGGAGUCAAGAGGGACGUAACACCAGGCAAGCUGCGCAUCGUUGAGAACAGCGGCGAGUGCGAAACGACCCCUGGGGUGUACCAAGCCUCCGGCUACGCCGACUUGGACGCGGAGAAUAGCAUGUGGUUCUGGUUCUUUGAGGCUCGCGAGAAUCCUGAAACUGCGCCGCUGACAUUGUGGCUGCAGGGUGGUCCUGGAGGGUCCGGCCUCGUCGGGGUCUUCCAAGAGCAUGGCCCAUGUAGGGUCAAUAACGACACGACCAGUGUCUCCUACAAUCCGUUCUCCUGGAAUAACGUGUCGAAUAUGAUAUACAUCGACCAGCCGAUACCGACGGGGUUCUCCCAGGGCAACAGGAACCUUAACAACUCCGUCGACGCCGCUCAAGACGUCUGGGACUUCCUGCAGAUUCUCUUUGCUGACGACCGCUUCAGCAAGUUCCAGAGCAACGACUUCGGUAUCUGGACCGAAUCGUAUGGCGGACAUUAUGGACCCACUUUCGCAAGGCAGUUCCUGGACCAGAAUGCGCGCAUCGCCAACGGUAGCGCGGAAGGCGUACCUGUGAAUUUGAAGAUGCUAGGAAUUGGGGACGGGUUGACUGACCCGCUCACUCAAUAUGGGAGCUACUUCGAUUACGCACAAUUCAACCCGUACUUCCCUACCGCUGACAACGACACACUCACCUCGACCAACCAAAGCUGGAUCGAGCCUGGCGGGUGCCGCGACGAGAUCUCCAAUUGCUACGCCACCUCGAAUUCGCAGAUCUGCGCGACCGCACAGUUCGACUGCGACGCCGAGGUCGCGCACCGGCUCGUCGGCGACCAGGACGAGGACUACAUCCUCUCGGGCUUCGACGACACGUAUCCGCCAGACAUCACCGCGUACGCGAACGACACCGAGCGGAAGGCCAGGAUCGGCGCGGAGGGGUCGUUUGGAGAGGUUAACAGCGGGGUGCUGUUCGCGUUCUCGGGCGAGUGGAUGCAGAACUCGGUGCCGACGCUCGAGUCUGUGAUUAAUGAGGGUGUGCAGACUACGCUCUAUGUGGGGGAUGCGGAUUAUCAAUUGAAUUACUUCGGUGUGGAGGCCAUGCUGGACAAGAUGAACACGACGGUCAGCGACGAGUGGGCCAAGCAAGAGUUUUCUAACUUCACCGUUCGCGGCGAACCUGGCGGUCUGUUCAAGAACGCCGGGCAACUGCACUACCUUCGCGUCUUCGGAGCAGGUCACGAAGUAGCUGCAUACAAGUGGGGCAACCUGCACAGAGGCGAAGCCGCGCUGCAAAUGUUCCGCCAGGUGCUCGGGAACGAGGCUCUUCACGCGACUUGA